UAAAAUGUGGAGUGUUUUCUGUGUUGCAGGUUUGCUCUCAGAGACUCUGAGCUCUUUAACUAUGGAGGCAGAAGCUGGAGAUAAUGUCACUAUUUGGUGCCAACAUGAUCUGAGUGUUACAUCUUUCAUCUUCUGGUUUAAACACACGAGUGAUUCAGUUCCACUUCUUCUUGGGUGUAAAAAGUUUAGGACAUCAGCUCCAUCAGAGACGUGUUACUUCUUUAGUGAGAGUGAGAGAAUAGUGAUGUCUGUUCAUAGCAGUAAAACGUCUCUCACAAUCACUGCAGUAAACGUCUCUGAUACAGGACUCUAUUACUGCAGCUUCACACAACUGGACCAAGUUAAAUUUAGAAACUCCACCUAUUUACAAGUGAAAGUUUGUCUCCCAGGUUCUGUGUCUCCUGCUGUGUUCUUCAUGCUGAUUGUGGUGUUUGGUGCAGUGAUUGUGUUUCUUCUCACUGUCCUGAUCUUCAUCAUCCUGAAGCACAGAAAAACACACAGAGGUGCUGAAGGUAAAACAGAAGUUAAAAAGGUUUCUGACUCGGACUCUGUGAAUUACGCUGCACUUCAGUUCUCUAAGAAGAAAACCAAGAGGAACAAGAGACACGAUGUAAAGGAGGAUCCACAUGUUGUAUAUUCUUCAGUGGGACAGAGGAAUGUGUGAACAUAAU
Hemibagrus wyckioides is the source of this 671-nucleotide messenger RNA. RefSeq lists its product as uncharacterized. The coding region runs from base 5 to 664 and encodes 219 amino acids. Gene Ontology annotation, biological process: response to bacterium. NCBI's taxonomy places the organism in Eukaryota, Metazoa, Chordata, Actinopteri, Siluriformes, Bagridae. The record is from RefSeq and is a predicted model, not a curated record. The transcript is spliced from 4 exons.